This is a messenger RNA of Leptinotarsa decemlineata (Colorado potato beetle), 787 nucleotides long. RefSeq names its product Epidermal stripes and patches. The record is from RefSeq and is a predicted model, not a curated record. Gene Ontology annotation, biological process: transmembrane transport. NCBI's taxonomy places the organism in Eukaryota, Metazoa, Arthropoda, Insecta, Coleoptera, Chrysomelidae. Gene Ontology annotation, cellular component: membrane.
UCUCAAGUGAGAACUCGUGCUCACGUGAUGACUGUAGCUCGUGUUUCGGUGAUUUUGAUUCAUUGCGAGGGAUUCCAACGCACACGUACUACAACCACGUGACCGAAAGUACAAAACGCCUGUCAAGUUUCGCGGAAACUUCAGUUUGAACAUUUUACCGGUUGCGGUAGUCUAGCGCACCUGACGUAUUGUUAUUUUCUUCACUAUUUACCUUUUGAAUCGAUCGUUUGAUCACGUUGCUCUCGAUUUCAUCGAUAUUUAUUUUGAGUGAACAGUUGGUUUUUGUGAGUGGACUUUUUUCUCCUAGACUGGUGUUUUGUUUUUUUAAAACACGAAAUGAAUACCGAUAGUGAUAACAAUAAAAAUGAGCUCAGGAUCUCUGUGAGCCAACACCAGAAAGCCGAUCGAGAUGUACAGGGUGCAGGAGGUGGUGGUACAAAUGGUACUUAUCUAUCCCUAUCAUACGACAAUGCAGCUCUCAGCACCUCAUCAGAUAAUAUAAGUUUUAGACAUAGAAAUGAUUCAACCUACUUGGGAAGUAAUGAUUUUAUUGUGAUAGAUAAUACCAAAAAAAGUUCCUCCGCCGUGGAAGCUGUAAAAUCAAUAAUGCCAUGGGCUAAAACGAAAGCACGAAACGCUUGUACCCGAAAAAUGCUCCUCAAAAGACUGCCUAUUCUCAAUUGGCUACCAAGGUACGAUUCCUCAUGUGCUGUAGGAGAUUUGGUAGCGGGGAUAACGGUAGGCCUCACGGUUAUACCUCAAGCCCUGGCUUAUGCCAACAUAGCAG